Amoebophrya sp. A25 is the source of this 959-nucleotide messenger RNA. The record is from the annotation of a GenBank genome assembly. Lineage: Eukaryota; Dinophyceae; Syndiniales; Amoebophryaceae.
GCACGCAGAUGAAACGAAGCGCGAAAGCGAGAGUGCGCUUGCUGCCGCUGCAGACGCUGCGAGAGGAACUGCUGAAGCUGCGCAAAAGCAGGUCGCCGAGGCCAAAGAUGCCGCUACCGAAGCUGCUGCGCGAGCAGAGGAGGCCGAAGAGAAACGUGCUGCCGCUGAAGACGCUUUAACUACUGCUAACGCACAGCUUCUUGCCGCGCAAAAGAGUGCCACGGAAUCCCGGCGCCAGGCUGAAGAGGCCAAGCGAGCUGUUGCUGAAGCCAAGCGUGCUGUUGCUGAAGCCAAGCGUGCUGCUGAAGAAGAGCUUCGUGCUCAGAAAAAGCGCGCUGAGGAAACUGAGCGUGCAGCUGCAGCUAGUGCAAGUCACGCGAUGGAGCAGCUUGCUGCCGUGAGCAAGAGUGCAGCUGACGCCAAGCGUGAGGCCGAGCAGGCCCAGCAAGCUAUUGAUGCUGAGCGUGGAGCUAAUGACCGCCUUCGUGCUGAGAAUGAGCGUGCCCACCAGGCUCAAAUCGAGGCUGCGGGAGAGCUUGCUCGAACUAAGGGAGCUCUCACUGAUGCUGAAGCACAGGUGCAUGAGGCGCGAGCGCGUGCCGAGGAAGCUGAGGGAAAAGCCAAGGUUGAGCAUGAUAACGCCCAAGCCGCUGCAGUGAAAGCUGCUGGACUGCUUUCUGCUGCGCAAGAGCAGGCCGCCGAGUCCGAUCGUCGGGCCGAAGAGGCGAAGCACGCUGCUGAUGAAGCGGCUGCGCGAGCAGCUGAGGCUGAGGCCCAGCGGGAUGCGGCACUUAGGGCUAAAACCGAGCAUGGUGCCAGUGCCGCCGCAGCUGCAGCUGCUACUCAGGAGGCCCACGCUUUGCGCGCUAGAGCUGAGGCAACGCGUGACGCCGCUGACGCUACUGCACAUGAGGCCCAGGAAAAGUUUGCUGCCGCGCAAAAGCGUGCAGAGGAAGCUA